GUCAAUGGCAUUAUUAAAGGCGGGGUGGACGCUGUUGAUCCUUGACGUCAUGCUGUGGAAUGGAACGGUGGGAGUGACUUUAGUGCUCGUGCUGCAGCAGCAGGCGGAGAUAGAGACAGAAUGACGGCAGGCGGAUGAGAGGAGCACAGACCCCGUCUGGCGGGCAUGUUUAUCACACAGGGAAAAUAAAACACGAAACACACAGAGACACAAAGGACCAGUGGGGAUUAAACAAAUAAUGACGGGAGACAGUGACUUAAAAUACACGUAACCGGUGUUCCCUCCAUCAUGUCUUCCGGUGAAAUGAUGGACUAAAGAGUAGAGCCGUUGUGUGUGAUGUCAGACACAAGCAUGCCUCAGAAAGGGCAUCUAACAACCCCACUGUGAUCAGAUAGAAAUGACAGUGUGAAGGCUGGCGUCCACUAAGGUGACCGUAGCGGCCUGGGCAGCCCAUCCACAUGAUCACAUGACUCUGGACAUGGACGCCGUCCUGUCGGACUUCAUCAGGUCCACUGGGGCGGAGCCUGGGCUGGCCAGAGAUCUGCUGGAAGGUAAGAACUGGGACCUGAGCGCUGCCCUCAGUGACUAUGAGCAGCUAAGACAAGUCCACACUGUCAACCUGCCCACUGUCUUCAACGAGGGCCGUUACUACCGGCAACCGGACCACGACACCCCCCAGCACCUCAGCAAGGUGGAGCGGCCCGGUGUCCAGAGACAGGAGGACAACAUGCAAGAGAAGCGCCUGUCUCGGGGCAUCUCCCAUGCCAGCUCUGCCAUCGUGUCGUUGGCACGGUUCCACGUGGCCAGUGAGUGUAUCAGUGAACAGUUCCCUCUGGAGAUGCCCAUCUACACCUUCCAGCUGCCUGACCUCAGCGUCUACAGUGAAGACUUCAGGACCUUUAUAGAGAAGGACCUCAUCGAACAGUCGACCAUGAUGGCCCUGGAACAGGCUGGUCGUCUGAACUGGUGGGCCACUAUGUGUACCAUGAAGCGUCUUCUUCCUCUGGCCACCACGGGGGACGGCAACUGUCUGCUACAUGCUGCUUCUUUAGGGAUGUGGGGCUUCCACGACAGAGACCUGGUGCUGAGGAAGUCUCUGUAUGGCAUGAUGAAGAGUGGAGCGGAGAGAGAGGCUCUGAAGAGGAGGUGGCGGUGGCAGCAGACACAACAGAACAAAGAGUCAGGGCUGGUGUACACGGAGGAGGAAUGGGAGAGAGAAUGGAACGAGCUGCUGAAACUAGCUUCUAGUGAACCGCGUACACACAGCAGCAAGAACAACAACAAUACUGUAGGGGUGGAUAACUCAGAGGACCCCGUGUAUGAGAGUCUGGAGGAGUUUCAUGUGUUUGUCCUGGCUCACGUGCUGCGUCGACCAAUCAUAGUGGUGGCUGACACCAUGCUACGGGACUCAGGGGGAGAGGCAUUUGCCCCCAUCCCGUUUGGAGGGCUGUACCUGCCCCUGGAGGUGCCUCCUAACCUGUGUCACUGCUCCCCCCUGGUCCUAGCUUACGACCAGGCACACUUCUCUGCCCUGGUGUCCAUGGAGCAGAAGGACCAGCACCAAGAACAAGCUGUGAUCCCGCUGACCGACUCAGAACACAAGCUGCUAUCUCUCCACUUCGCUACGGACCCUGGGAAGGACUGGGAGUGGAGCCGAGACCACAACGACAACAUCAAGCUAGCCAAUUUAAUCCUGUCUCUGGAAGCCAAACUGAACCUGCUGCAUAACUACAUGAACGUAACAUGGAUCAGGAUACCAUCUGAGACCAGGGUACCCCUGGCCCAGCCGGAGUCUCCCACGGCGUCCCACGGGGGCGACGACGUCCAGUCUCUAGCCGACUCCAUGGACUCCGACCGAGACUCCGUCUGCAGCAACUCCAACGUCAACAACGGCAAGGUCUCUGCAAAGGACAAGGACAAGGAUCCCAAGGAGAAGACGGAGAGGCAGCAACAGCGUAAAGACAAGGACAAGACCAGGACGGACUCUGUGGCCAACAAGCUAGGCAGCUUCAGCAAAACACUUGGUAUCAAGCUGAAGAAGAACAUGGGAGGUCUGGGAGGGCUGGUCCACGGAAAGAUCAACCGCUCCAACUCUGGAGGCAACGGCCGGAACAACGGAGGAAUGGGGGGCGGCAACGGAGGAGGGGGGGGCGGCGGCAAUGGAGGAGGGACAGAGAAUAACGUAGAGAAGAAGAAGGAGAAAAAGGAAGGAAAAGCCCGGAAGGAUGGAGGAGGAGGAGAGAAGGAGGGCCAGUCUGCGAGUACGUCCUUCUCCUCGGACAAGACCACCAGCCCGUCUCCCACCGAGCGUCCCCCAGGCGUGCCCUCUCCUCCCGGGGAACGGGACAGGGACAGGGGGGGUCUCCUGGCCAGGCUGGUGGGGGACAAGGCCCUGUCGGAGCACUGGAAGUACAGCACAGACGUCAAGCUGAGCCUCAACAUACUGAGAGCCGCCAUGCAGGGCGAGAGGAAGUUCAUCUUCGCCGGCCUUCUCCUCACCUCCCAUCGCCACCAGUUCCACGAGGAGAUGAUCUCCUUCUACCUGACCUCCGCUCAGGAGCGCUUCUCUGCCGAGCAGGAGACCAGGAGGAAGGAAGGAGAGAAGAAACCUGCAGCAAACUCUACAACCACGACUACUAUGACCAACGGGCCCUCCAACGCCCUGAAGAAACCAGAGCAGGAGAGCAGGGAGCGAGACACCCGCACCCCUCCUCCUCCUCCCUCCUGCCCUCCUCCUCCUACUCCCCUUCCCCAGGACUUCAUCUCUUCCCCAGCCAGACACCACCAAAGCCAUACCCCUCACACCCCCCCACAGAUUGCCCUGAAGAUGCAGGGCCGCCACAGCCCCUCCCCCAACUCCUCCCCCAGCAACGGUGCUACCAGGAGACCGGGGUCCGUCCCCCCUGUCCCCAGGCCCGUCCCAACUACAGUCCCAGUGUCAGCCCACUACAGCCAUACCCCUCCCAUCCAGAGGUCCAGUAUCAUCCAGCUGAGAGACGUCAACCUCCAGGCCCUCCAGGCACCCAGCUUCCAGCCGGACGACCCCCAGCCCAGCUACAAGCCUCCUCUGGUGGGCACCCUGAAGACCUGUGCCACUUACCCCCAGCAGAACCGCUCUCUGUCCUCCCAGAGCUACUCUCCAGCCCGCCUGUCUGGGGUCCGUUUGGGCGCCGGGGUCAACCACACCCACCCGGGGGUCCCAGGCACCACGGAGCCCUACAACAUGCCUGGGGAGCACAAGUCCCAUACCUAUACCAACGGCUUCAACGCUAGCCACAUACAGGACUGUCUGGAGUUCGCCGACGCCGACGUAACUCAGACCUGGGGGAGCAGUAGGGUCACCAGGACGGGUUCGGGGGUCCGACAAGGUCAAAAGUCAGAUCGGUAGCGCCGGUGGGGUUGCCUGGUGUACUGCCUGCAGCAGAGGAGAUGCAAGAGGGAGAAGUGCUCCUUCUACGGUCGCCCGGAGACAGAUAACUACUGUUCCUACUGCUUCAAGGAGGAUCUGAAACACAAGGAGAGGGAGGCCAAGGCUCUCAGUAGGCCUGGGUAGCCCCUGG
Messenger RNA from Oncorhynchus nerka (sockeye salmon), 3560 nucleotides. Its product is annotated as OTU domain-containing protein 7A-like. Lineage: Eukaryota; Metazoa; Chordata; Actinopteri; Salmoniformes; Salmonidae. The record is from RefSeq and is a predicted model, not a curated record. Gene Ontology annotation, molecular function: K63-linked polyubiquitin modification-dependent protein binding; DNA binding; zinc ion binding. Gene Ontology annotation, biological process: protein deubiquitination involved in ubiquitin-dependent protein catabolic process; protein K48-linked deubiquitination; protein K63-linked deubiquitination. Gene Ontology annotation, cellular component: nucleus; cytoplasm.